UGGUAUGCAUGGUAAUACAAUGAAUGCACUUAACUAGCAAACUUAGAUUUUCUUCUUUUAAUUUUACUUCUAAAAAGGGAAAAUAGGAGACUUGAAUGAUUUUAAUUUAAUAAUUACAUACAAUGAAUUCGGAGAUAAUCAUCAAAAUUUAUAACUGUAAUAAAAGAACCAGAUCACAUGGUUUAGAAAAUACAGUAAUACAACAGGGUAUGAUUAAAACCUUAACACAAAGGAAAGAUCAGAAAUCUUUCAAAAUAUAGACAAAAUUCAUUCCCUCUCAGUUGUAGACAAAAUAAGUAAAAAAAAAAAAAAUGAAAGAUAAAAUAAGUAAAGAAAUGAGAAUGAUAUAAAUAAGUAGAAGAACAGAGUGAAAACAGAGUAAAUCCAAUAGAAAAAGUGCUCUCACUUUCACAAUUUUGGAUGAUCCCAUGCAUUUCUCCCGUGGAAUCUCUCUUUGGAAUUUGCUUCCUUAGUUUCUCUCUCCCUCUCCCUCUAACUCUCUUUCUCAUCUUUCCCACUCUAUAAAUUCUCCCAAAAGUUUCUAAGUACAACCAUCAUCACUUCAAAAAUGGCUUCUUCUCUGCCUACUACCCAACUAGUGUUGACGUUUGAUCCCAGGAAAAUAUUACGGCCAUCUCUAUUCUGUUCCUUCCCAUUUUCUUCCAGUGCUCGUUCCAUCGGUGGUGGUGUCCGAAAUAACCGAGACAAAAUCCCUCUUCUGUGUUCUACUUACAACGCAAUAUCCAAACAUCAGACUCGAGGAGUACAAUUUAUAAAGUGGGAAGAUAUUACACAACAAGAUGGAAACGAACAAAGGUUAUCUGUUAAGAUUUCAAACCCGAAAAAUGUGGUUAAGGAACAGGUGGAAAUGAUUAAAUCAAGGUUAAGUGGGAUGAAUGAUGGAGAAAUAAGUAUAUCAGCUUAUGAUACUGCAUGGGUUGCACUAGUUGAAGAUAUAAAUGGAGGUGGCUCACCUCAAUUCCCUUCGAGCCUUCGAUGGAUCGUGGAAAAUCAGCUCUCUGACGGUUCUUGGGGUGAUCAACAUAUUUUUUCUGCUCACGAUCGAAUCAUCAAUACUUUGGCCUGUGUUAUUGCAUUGAAAGCUUGGAAUACAUGCCCUUCUAUGCGCGAAAAAGGACUAUUGUUCAUCCAGCAAAAUAUGUGUAAACUGGACGAUGCAAAUACGGUCCAUAUGCCAAUAGGUUUCGAAGUUGUAUUCCCAUCUCUUAUCGAAAUUGCUCGAAGUUUAGACAUAGAUUUUCCUGAUGAAGAUUCCCCUGCCUUGAAAGAUAUAUACGCUAAGAGGAAUCUAAAGCUAACAAGGUAG
Messenger RNA from Papaver somniferum (opium poppy), 1327 nucleotides. Its product is annotated as ent-copalyl diphosphate synthase, chloroplastic-like. Bases 569 to 1327 code for a protein of 252 amino acids. NCBI's taxonomy places the organism in Eukaryota, Viridiplantae, Streptophyta, Magnoliopsida, Ranunculales, Papaveraceae. The record is from RefSeq and is a predicted model, not a curated record. The transcript has 5 exons. Gene Ontology annotation, biological process: gibberellin biosynthetic process. Gene Ontology annotation, cellular component: chloroplast. Gene Ontology annotation, molecular function: magnesium ion binding; terpene synthase activity.